Molecule: messenger RNA, 873 nt
Organism: Saccostrea cuccullata (small rock oyster)
Lineage: Eukaryota; Metazoa; Mollusca; Bivalvia; Ostreida; Ostreidae
Product: putative ankyrin repeat protein RF_0381
Exons: 1
Coding region: 1-873 (290 amino acids)
Molecular function (GO): protein binding
Source: RefSeq, a predicted model, not a curated record
AUGCAACAAACACAAUUAAUUGGACAGGUUGUGGCAAAAUAUCCAUUCCUUGUACAUAUUAAAAACAACCAAGGCGCCAAUGCAUUACAAUCUGCAGCAAGUUCUGGAGAUAAAAAUGCAUUUAUUCAUCUGUUAAAGUAUGGUUGUGAUCCAUAUGAAAAAGAUCAAGACAAUGGACACACGGUUCUUACUUGUGCUUGUCAGGAUGGUAGGACAGACAUUGUCAAAUACCUUGUUGAUAAAUAUCCUGCAUUACUCAAGGAGCACACAGAUGUUCAUGGUAAAAGUCUCUUGUAUUGGGCAGCUUUCAGUGGAAAAAUAGAUAUGUUUGAAUACAUGCUUCAUCUCCUUCAGAAUGAAAAUAUACAUCUUUCAAGUGACAUAAAACAUAUGGUAUCUGCAAAAGAUAAUUCAGGUCAAUCUAUGUUGCAUGCUGCAUGUAGCAAUGGUCAUUUUGAUAUGUGUGAGUAUCUCUUGAAAACAUACCCAGAAUUACUGAAUGUUACAGACAAUGACGGUGAAAAUGCUCUCCACUACACAGCUCGAGGAGGGAACGUAGAUCUUUUUAAGUUUCUAUCAAGUAAAGGAUUAAAUGUUAAUUGUACAACAAAUACUGGGAAGACUGUGUUACACAUGAGUUGUGCUGGAGGUAGAGAGGAAAUGUGUAGGUAUCUUGUAAAUAGGUAUCCAGAUUUAAUAUCUGUCAUAGAUAAUGAUGGAUGGUCAGUGUUACAUACAGCUUGCUUGGGGGGAAAUGUAAAAAUUGUUUACUUUCUGAAAGAAAAAGGAAUGGACAUUAAUACCUUGUCAAAUGAUGGUCAAACUAUCUUGCAUAUAGCCUGUCUCAGUGGAAAGAUUGAAGUUUGUGAGUAA